AUGUCUACCACUUGGUUGAAGUUGAAGUUUAAGCUGCUGCCGCUGCUGUUGGUCGCCGCGCCUUUCCUCUUGGGCCAAUGCCAGGCACACGCUGGAGAGAGUCACGAAGCCGGCAAAGUCAACAAUGUCACGCUGACUCCACCAGGACUCAUCGUCGCACAACAGCAGCAGCAGGAGCAGGACGAGGAGUGGGAUCAGGACCAACUGACACCACAUGCGGCCCCAUCGUCGCAGCGGAAACUCUCGAGAGGCAAACGUUUUGUGGCCUUUCCCCAGGGUUCAUCAGCUUCGGGCGCCGUCUGUCUGACCACCGGUGUCAUCGGCAACCCCAACCUGCUGUACCUCAGCUUGGGCAUCAAUUGGGGCGUUGCCUAUGACCUGCCCAAUGUCACCUGGGUCCUACAGAAUGCCCAUGGCUGGACCACCAAGAAGUCGGCCAAGGCGCAAAUCAAGCGCAGACAUCGACGGGAGCUCUACAACCGCCUGGAGACAAUGAUAGACAGCAUGGGUUAUAAUGGACAUGACUGCGUUUUGAGAACACUCUGCGAGAGUCGGCAGUGGUUUCAGAGCACCAAGAUGAACAUGAUUGGCGAGAUGCUCCGCAUUAUAUUCAGCCUGCCGAAGCAAUCACUCUUCACACGCGAACUGCGUGAGAAUCCGGAUAUUGUGCACUAUGAUAAGGCAUAUCGACAUGGACAUAUCACCGACUGCACCCAGUAUCAAUGCCACUUCUCACUGCUGGAACUGGCCUUUGGGAAAUACUCUACACCGCCUAAGAAUUAUUAUGCCUAA
Messenger RNA from Drosophila serrata, 792 nucleotides. RefSeq lists its product as uncharacterized. The record is from RefSeq and is a predicted model, not a curated record. Lineage: Eukaryota; Metazoa; Arthropoda; Insecta; Diptera; Drosophilidae.